Cinara cedri is the source of this 300-nucleotide messenger RNA. Lineage: Eukaryota; Metazoa; Arthropoda; Insecta; Hemiptera; Aphididae. The record is from the annotation of a GenBank genome assembly.
AUGAUGUUUUUUUUUAUCGAUGGCUUCUGUCGUCGUCGUUUGCCGCCGACUUUAGAGCUGGCGAUUGGUGACAUCGUUGUCGACUUUGUGUACCGGCAUGUGAUUUGUAACACGUCCGGAGAGUUCUCCGGGAAACGGUAUCCGUCUUCCGAGUCGGCAUCCACGUACGGUGCUGUAAGCGAAGAACUACAGCAAAUCCUGGCGCCCAACACGCAUCGGAAUAAGACGAGGACGACCGUCAAAAGAUUAAUGCAAAAACAAGAAUCGUCAGUCAUUUUGGUCACGAUAUUUUUACGAUGA